CUUUAUUUAUUCUUCCAGCACUUUCAGAAACUUGUUUGAAUUCCAAUGACAGUGGGACAAAGAAAGCCCUCCAUUCAACCUAGACCCACAAAGGCAUCUAUGCUAAGAACUCAAAAGCAGCCAACUCCUUCUACGCCAUCACCUGCUGAACCCAAGACUCCAAAAACUACGCCAGUAAGCAAGAGCACUGUAAAGUCAGCCGGACCAACGGAAGGAGUGAAGACGUUUAUGGCACAACAACGUGCACGAUUGGCAGUUGUAAAGCAACCUAGUGGCCGCCAAGAAGAGGAGCCUCAAGUUGUUCCAAAGAGCAGCAAAGUGAUGACAGGUGCUCAGAGGUACGGAAGCUCAAGUGCUACAGAAAAGUCUACAGUGGCACCAAGAAGACUGGAUGUAGUCAUCAAACAGGCAAAGGGUUCAGGAAAAUUAAACAUAUCCAGCAGAAAUCUGGACAAGAUACCAGAUGAAGUGAUAAAUAUGUAUCAUGUUGAUCCCAACUCCGUUGUCGUAGACUUUAGCUCUUCAGGGGAUGCAUGGUAUGAUGUCGAGGAACUUACGAAACUCAUUGCUGGAGAUAAUCAGAUUACAGAAAUUGAUGAAAGGCUUGGAAAAGAAUUCGCUGCUCUAAAGCUGAUUGAUUUUAGGGUAAACAAGUUAAAAAGCUUGCCUGAUACGAUUGAACUAUUACAAAACCUGACGUCAGUAUCGCUCCCAUACAAUGAAUUCGAAGACGUACCCAGCGUGCUUUUAAAGUUGAAGAACCUUAAAGAACUCGACAUGUCACAUAAUCAUUUACACCAGGUAUCCUUGCCUGAUACAUCAGAGUCUAGUAUUGAGCAUCUGGAUCUAAGCCAUAAUACCAUCAAAGAUAUCCAUAUACCAAAUGAUACAGCUGUUAAAAGCCUCGUCAAACUUAAUUUAAGUCAUAACAAAAUCGAGCAGCUUCCUGAAGCUAUUCUUCAUGCUACAAAGCUUCAAGAAUUACAAGUUGGCCAAAACAGACUACGGGUUUUAUUCAAAGGAGAAAUUACGUUGCCAUCACUCGUACGCUUGCAUGCCAGUGAUAACCAACUAACACAAAUUUCAACAGGCAGUAUUGACCUUCCAAAACUAGUUGAAGUGUCUUUAGGAAACAACAGGAUGACAGAAGAGGGUAUGAUACAUCUUCGUGGAGCCCCCAACAUCUUAACAUUAGAUAUAUCAUCCAACAAGCUACAAGACAUUCCUUUGGCUGCAAUUGUCUGUUUGACCCAUUUACAACGUCUUGAUAUCAGGGCAAAUGAUAUACACCAGCUACCUUGUGAAUUGGGACAGUUUGAGGAAUUAAAAACGAUCCAUCUUGAAGGAAAUCCUAUGCGUGUUACUUCUUCCAUGACCCAUUUAAUCGAGUCAUUAAGAAGUAAAUUCAAGAGCCAACAGCAAGAAAACAAGUUAAAUGAACAAGCUGAUAAUUCUAUUGAUGAUGAUGAUGAUGCAGCAUUCGAUAAGGACAAGAAUGAAAAAGAUAUGAAUGAUACACAAUCACGAAAACAGAAAGUGGAUAUAGCCAAGAAACUAAUCAUGUCAAACAAGCAGUUAAAGGAGCUACCAGAAGAAGAUCUUGAUUUCUCAAAUCAGACAAUACCAGGCACCGUGUUGUUAGACCAUAACUUGCUUUCUACUAUUCCCUCCAGCUUGGGCUGCAUUUCAGAGUUCCUGGUCAAGAUUGAUCUGGACUAUAACUGUAUUGAACAGUUUAGUUUGACGAUUGAAGGGAUGGUAUUUCCUAACCUGAAAUCCUUAAAGUUAUCCCAGAAUCGUAUGAAACAAUUAACUGCUAAUGGUGAAAGCAGCUUUCCUCAUCUUGAAGAAUUGGUGCUAAAUAAUAAUUUGCUUACCAGUCUUCCAGAUAAUAUGGCAUCCAUUCUACCAGAACUCAAGAUACUCUCUAUAAGCUCCAACAAGUUGGAUAAUAUUUCUAUUGACAUGUUUGGGAAGAAACUGGAAAUUUUGAACCUUUCCAACAAUGAUAUUGGGUAUCUUCCUCCUGAGCUGUCAACAAUCACAACCUUGAAAGAGCUCACGGUAUUUGGCAACAGAUUCAGGGUCCCUCGUCCUGCCAUCGUCGAUCAGGGGACACGAGCCGUUCUUGAAUUCUUGAGGCAUCGAGUAAGAAAUUAAGUCUACGAGGAAAAAUAUUCUUUCUAGAGUGUCGUUUUGAUCGAUAAUAAAGCAUUUGGAGAUAUUCAUUUUUUAACAGUGCAUUUAAAGGGAAAGAAAGGGCUUGUUUUCAAUCCCC
Messenger RNA from Rhizopus microsporus ATCC 52813, 2278 nucleotides. RefSeq names its product RNI-like protein. Gene Ontology annotation, molecular function: protein binding. NCBI's taxonomy places the organism in Eukaryota, Fungi, Mucoromycota, Mucoromycetes, Mucorales, Rhizopodaceae. The record is from RefSeq and is a predicted model, not a curated record. Bases 46 to 2160 code for a protein of 704 amino acids. The transcript is spliced from 7 exons.